Trichogramma pretiosum is the source of this 1686-nucleotide messenger RNA. RefSeq names its product gastrulation defective protein 1 homolog. The coding region runs from base 1 to 1686 and encodes 561 amino acids. The transcript is spliced from 4 exons. The record is from RefSeq and is a predicted model, not a curated record. Lineage: Eukaryota; Metazoa; Arthropoda; Insecta; Hymenoptera; Trichogrammatidae. Gene Ontology annotation, molecular function: nucleic acid binding; protein binding. Gene Ontology annotation, biological process: regulation of DNA double-strand break processing. Gene Ontology annotation, cellular component: nucleus; site of double-strand break.
AUGAGGCAGCAGCAGCAGCAAGCAGCACGACCGGGUGACGCGAGGUCGGCGCUACUACACGCUACGCACGCUGUUGUGCACGUCGACGUCUCUCAGAACGUGGGUCUAGCAAUGCUAUGCCCACAAUUCAACUCUCACCAACAAUACAAAAUAGAUAACAAAGCUUCCAUAUUUACAGCAGAAUCAUUAGCAAUUCUCAUGGCUAUAGGGUACAUUCUAUCCAAUAACAUCAAAGAAGCUGCUAUCUACACAGACUCUCUGACUAAGAACAAGGGCAUAAACAUCAGGCUAAUGUGGAUCCCAGCGCAUGUCAAAAUAACAUACAAUCAAGCAGUUGACACAUUGGCAAAGGAAGCAGCUGAUACAGGAACAAAACUGAUAUUUGACUUGCACCACACAGACCUGAAUGAAGAAAUUACAAAAAUAAUCAACCAAGAAAACAAACAGCAACUUCUUAACGAAACCACAUUUAAAGGUAUUCACUUCUUCAUAAAUUACUACAAAGAUACUAAAAAUAAGCCAUGGUUCGCCAAAUCAAGGUAUGAUAGAUAUCACAUCACCAAAAUCAAUAGAUUGAGAGCCAACCACCACUCACUAGCAGAAAGCCUGCACAGGAAAAAUAUAAGGUCCGUCUGCUGUUGUGAAACAGUUAACGGAGAUCGGUAUAUAAAUGAUCAAUCCAAAACCAAGGGCUACACAGCUAGUCUACAUUACGGAAUGUGGCAUCCACGUGAUAAAGAAAAAUACAUAACUUCAGAAGAUUCUACUUGUAGAAUAUGGGACAUGGACAGACUCACACGUCAUAAGGGACUUAUAAGGUGUAAAAAUGAGAGAGGUUUAAAAACUGUACCUACAGCCUGCUCUUACGAUAGAUAUGGCACAGUUAUUGCGCUUGGAUGUACAGAUGGAUCCAUUCAAAUGUGGGACACUCGCCAAGCAUUUGUAAAACCGUCGUUUAUCAACAAAACUGCACAUGGAGAAAACCUAGUAAUAUCGAGCUUACAUUAUUCGUAUAAUCCACUGUUCACUGCGUCCAAUCUUAAUUCGAGAUAUGAAUGUACCAAUUGUAUGUUCAGUCCCGAUGACUCCAUGGUUGUAACUAGCGUGUUAUUAGCCAGAGGACAAACCGCCGGAAAAGUAUUGUUUGACGAUACGAAAACGUUCGAUCGGGUUCACGAAAUAGAAGUCACCGAUUCGCACGUGAUCAAAACUCUUUGGCACCCGAAGCUGAACCAAAUCUUCGUUGGCUGCGGAAACGGUGUGAUCAUGACUUAUUACGACAUCGACAAGAGUUUGAGGGGAGCCAAAUCUUGUGCUGCGAAGCAAAAGUACAGGAAAAAGAAUGUGGAAAUUAAGUCGAGUCAGCAAAUCAUCAAUCCACACGCUUUGCCACUGUUCAGGGAGGACAGACCCAAGUCUGCCCACAAGCAAAUGGAAAAGGAUCGGCAGGAUCCGUUGAAACCGUACAGGCCCGAUCUGCCGAUCACCUCGGGUCAAGGUGGAAGAGUCGCCACCUCGGGCUCUACUCUCAGCUCGUACGUCGUACGUAAUCUUGGUUUUAGUAAAAGAGUCGAGGACGAUCAAAAUCCACGUGAUGCCAUUCUCAAGUACGCCAAAGUAGCGGAGGAAGAGCCCUAUUUUGUUAUACCGGCGUACGAAAAAAACCAACCUCAGCCGAUAUUCUAG